CAGCGUAUCAUCCAUGCAGAAGGUCGGAUAUAAUGUUCACGAUCGCCGGAGCAGCGAAGAGCAGCUGCGAAAUCCAACGGCACAUGGACACCAUCAUGAUCACCACUCGCAUCACCACCAUGUGCAUCACCAGGAAAAGAUCGAUGGGCACAAUCACAAGGCAUCGCAUGACAAACAACUGGCUGUUCCCGACAACAAGCACAAGGAAGAUGAGGUCCACUACGAAGACGAAGAGGAUGAAGUCGAGGAAAAUGACGAUGACUUGUCCAAUGCUGUGGGAAGCACUGAAGGCGAAGACUUUAACUUUAAGGCCGAUCUCCUGAACAAUACCAAGUACGCCGAGGUGGACUUCGUCUUCUUCAAUCGAGUGCCGAAAGUGGGCAGUCAAUCGCUGAUGGAGCUGAUGGCUCGCCUGGGCAAGAUCAAUGGCUUCACCCAUGCUCGGAAUAAGGGCAGUGCCCACGAAACGAUCGUGAUGAACAAGCAGCGGCAGAAUGAUCUUAUAGCCGAUCUCCUGACCAGGCCAAAGCCACACAUAUAUAGCCAGCAUGUAGCCUACAUAAACUUCACUCGCUUCCACUUGCCCAAACCCAUCUAUAUCAACUUGAUUCGCGAUCCGAUCGAUCGGAUCAUCAGCUGGCACUAUUACAUCAGGGCUCCGUGGUACUAUCGCGAUAUGCAGGCCAAAUUGGGGGAUAAAGCAAUUCCCAUGCCCUCGGAAGAGUUCAUGAACCUCGAUCUGGACACCUGUGUGCGGAACCACGAUCCCCACUGCACGUUCACCCAAAUGCAGAUCAAGAAUCCGGUGGGCGAUCACCGACGGCAGACGCUCUUCUUCUGCGGCAUGAAUCAAAAGCUGUGCAUGCCCUUCAAUUCGGAGGCGGCCAUGCAAAAGGCCAAGAGGACAGUGGAGACGGAGUACGCUGUUGUGGGCACCUGGGAGGAUACGAAUAUAACGCUCUCCGUUUUGGAGGCGUACAUACCGCGAUUUUUCCGCAAUGCCAAAGUGGCCUACUACUUGGGAAAAGACCGAUUGUCGCGGGUGAAUCGCAACAAUGUCACUCGAAUCGUCAGCGAUGAAACUAGACUUAUUCUGCGGAAAAAUCUCACCAACGAGAUCGAGUUUUACGAGUUUUGCAAACAGCGUUUGUAUCUUCAGUAUGCCGCCCUAAGUCAUGGAAAGCGAUUCGGGGAGGAUGACUAUCUUCUGGUGCCCGAACAGCAAAACGACUACAAUGAGGACUAUUAGUAAGGAUACCUUUGAUAGGAACAAAGUGAAUAAGUGAUAAGCCAGUAUGAAUAUGUAUAUGAAAACCGAUAAAACUCAGGACUGCUAGAACACAUUAAAAUAAAUGAAGCUGAACAACUAUAAGUAUCUUUUAACACUUUAAACAACUCUUGAGCAACUCGCACUCGCUUUAAUCGAAAUGAUCCCUGCUGUUUUAUAUUUUGCCUUUCUAAAAAGGCAUUAUGUGACUAAAAUUCCUCCGUGUGAGCACAGUGUUUGAUGCUUUCUGUGUAACUUCAAUCCGGUGAAGAGCUUUAUGUGUGUCUUCAUUUGUGCUGAAAGUAUCUGUGGGUCUGUCUUUUGUUGGA
This is a messenger RNA of Drosophila mauritiana, 1596 nucleotides long. Its product is annotated as heparan sulfate 2-O-sulfotransferase pipe. The record is from RefSeq and is a predicted model, not a curated record. The transcript is spliced from 3 exons. Gene Ontology annotation, cellular component: membrane. The coding region runs from base 14 to 1249 and encodes 411 amino acids. NCBI's taxonomy places the organism in Eukaryota, Metazoa, Arthropoda, Insecta, Diptera, Drosophilidae. Gene Ontology annotation, molecular function: sulfotransferase activity.